GUGACAGCUUAGAAAUUCAUCGCCAAAAGAUGCCCAGCGGCUUUGCAAAAUCGCAAAGUCCACCCCUGAUUGCGGCUCCUGCAUCAUGACUUCUUCACUUGACCAUCUUUAGCAACCGCCAACCCCGGUGCUUUCAGACCUGGGGCCGUAACGCACUACUCGAUUUCCCCCCUCCUGCCACCACGAGCACAUCACCAUUCUUCUACCCGCGCAUUGGCUCACUCUUAGCACAGCGAAGGUGCGGGACGUCAAGUGCGACACUUGCUCUCGGAACGGCUGCACCACUCCAGGCAGGGUGCCACCAUGUCGCUCUCCAGGGUUAAGCACAUUGUGCUGAUCCUCUCGGGCAAAGGCGGGGUUGGCAAGUCCUCCGUCACAACCCAGCUGGCCCUCUCGCUCUCGCUUGCCGGCUUUUCCGUCGGUGUUCUCGACGUCGACCUGACGGGCCCAAAUAUUCCGCGCAUGUUCUCGGUCGAGCAGGCCAAGGUGACCCAGGCCCCCGGCGGCUGGCUACCCAUCACGGUGCACGAGGCCGAUGCUGCAAAGGGAGUUGGGGCGUUGCGCGUCAUGAGCCUGGGCUUCCUCUUGCAGAACCGCGGGGAUGCUGUAGUCUGGCGCGGCCCCAAGAAGACGGCCAUGGUGCGCCAGUUCCUGUCGGACGUUCUCUGGGGCGACACAGACUUCCUACUGGUCGACACGCCGCCCGGCACCAGCGAUGAGCACAUAUCGCUAGCCGAGACGCUACAGCAAAAGACGACGCCCGGCCAGCUGGCAGGCGCCGUGGUGGUGACAACACCGCAGGCCGUGGCUACGGCCGACGUGCGCAAGGAGCUCAACUUUUGCCGCAAGACGGCCAUCACCGUGCUCGGCGUGGUCGAGAAUAUGAGCGGCUUUGUAUGCCCGUGCUGCGGUGAGCGCACCAACAUCUUUAUGUCGGGUGGCGGUGAAGUUAUGGCUACCGACUUUGGCGUCCCGUUCCUGGGCAGGGUCCCCAUCGACCCGGUCUUUGUCGACCUGAUCGAGUCGGGACGGCGGCCUAAAUAUGAGGUGCCGAGCUCGGGCCAGUUGGUGGGUGGCCCCGGAGACGGCGGUGGCAGUCAGGACGGGACGCUGGGAGCGGCCAGCCAGGCUGCAACACCGAAGGCGGUCCAUGCGGUCCAGGCCGAGGCCACCUCAGCCGAUAUUAGGGACCACGGGACCCUUGUGGACAAGUACCCAGACUGCUCCCUCGCACCCACCUUCAAACGCAUUACGGCGGAUGUGGUCGCGGCGGUCCGGUCUGAUGGGCGGUGACCUAGCUGGGCAGGUGCUGGCUGUAGGUACCUUGUGGAGCUACAGGGACCCCCGCGUGGACUGGCUAUUGCUGCUGCCCUAUCUCAAGAUUGGGCGCGAAAUAAAAUGCGUUAUUAUCUGGA
Gaeumannomyces tritici R3-111a-1 is the source of this 1415-nucleotide messenger RNA. Its product is annotated as cytosolic Fe-S cluster assembly factor CFD1. Gene Ontology annotation, biological process: iron-sulfur cluster assembly. Gene Ontology annotation, molecular function: ATP binding; 4 iron, 4 sulfur cluster binding; ATP-dependent FeS chaperone activity. Gene Ontology annotation, cellular component: cytosol. The coding region runs from base 304 to 1293 and encodes 329 amino acids. The record is from RefSeq and is a predicted model, not a curated record. NCBI's taxonomy places the organism in Eukaryota, Fungi, Ascomycota, Sordariomycetes, Magnaporthales, Magnaporthaceae. The transcript is spliced from 2 exons.